AUGCGAUCUUUCCCCGGACAGGGCAUUCGCAGGCCAGCGAGGCUGACGGGUCACUGCGUAAAGUCCGUAAGGAAGAAAGAUGGGGAGUCCAUUCCUUCCGUGCCGCAGGUCAGCGUUAGGGUUAGGUACCGGUGGCCAGUACCGUAUCUGCUGUGGAUCCACCGGCCCGGCGGCAACUCGAGUUAUCUUUUCGACCCUUUCUUCCCGAGUUAUGCCUCCCCGACGGACCCUACCAAUGGGCUUCCCGAGUUGGAGACGACCCGAGGAUUCACUCCGGACGACGGCAGCAGCUCCACGCCGCGGACGGAAGGCGGUGAGCGUCAGUGGCUGGAACUGCCGGACGUGGUCUCCUUAUUUGGAGACGAUGUCUGGGGCCAAGGAGACAAGGAUCAAGUUGCCCCGGACGGCCUCACGGGACCCGAAUCCGUGCCGUUGACUGGUGCCGAAUGGGCCUGGAAGGACGCAGCCUUCCAGCUGAGCGACCACGGACAGGCCAGCCUAAACAGCCCUCAUCCGCCCCCCUUUGAGGCAGCAGACAACGGUGCCACCGACUCCGAGAGUUGUCCCCUCACCAGGCUUGGAACGGACAGGUCUGCUUCUCUCGAUGCUCCGCCGGCUCGCUCACCAGGGCCUCAGCAAUGCGGAGAUGACUCCGCCGGCUCCAACAUUGGUCUUCCGGACCAUCAGCCGGGCGGUCCAGUGUGUGGGUCGAGCAGCAACGGAGACGAAGCGACCUGCUUGGAUGGAGAUGAGCUGGAUAGUGCACGGACAAGAGAAGAGCAGCUCAGGGUCUAUGGGCGUCAGAGCUACGUCAGAUAG
This is a messenger RNA of Dacryopinax primogenitus, 819 nucleotides long. RefSeq lists its product as uncharacterized. The transcript has a single exon. NCBI's taxonomy places the organism in Eukaryota, Fungi, Basidiomycota, Dacrymycetes, Dacrymycetales, Dacrymycetaceae. The record is from RefSeq and is a predicted model, not a curated record. The coding region runs from base 1 to 819 and encodes 272 amino acids.